UUGCCAGAAGAGGGAGAGAGAGAGAAGGGAACUAUUCUCCCAGCUGUUUCCUGUCUACAGUGUCUGUGUAAAUGUAGAUAAAUGUGAGGCUUUUCUGUAAAUCCCUCUUCUGUUUGCAAAAUCUGACUGUCACUGCUAAAAUCAGAGCAGAUAGUCUACGCAAUGGAACAAAGUCCUCUAUAUUGAAAUGUGACAUUGCUCUGAACAUCUCCACUGGAUUCCUUUUAUUAUCACAGCUGACCAUUCCAUUCCCAGUCUCUGCUCUCCUCAGAAGCCAUGGAAACAAACAACAAUCUUUCAACACAAUUAUUUAAGUGCUACUUUUGUGAUAUCUUAAAGCUGAAGAUGCACAAAAUGUCCUGCAUUCAUCUGCUCUACCUGGUUUUGUGUUUCCUGACUUUAACCCAUUCAGCAGCUGCUGGACCAGAGACCCUCUGUGGUGCUGAACUGGUGGACACUCUUCAGUUUGUAUGUGGAGACAGAGGUUUCUAUUUUAGCAAGCCAACAGGGUACGGAUCCAACAAUCGAAGAUCGCAUCACAGAGGAAUAGUAGAUGAGUGCUGUUUCCAAAGCUGUGAUUUCAGAAGGCUGGAGAUGUACUGCGCUCCUGCCAAGCAAGCCAAAUCAGCACGUUCUGUACGUACUCAACGUCACACUGACAUGCCAAAAGCCCAGAAGGAAGUACACCCGAAGAAUACAAGUCGAGGAAACACAGGAAGUCGAGGAUUCCGAAUGUGAAUGCUGCCACUAAAAAUCUCGGAGUAUGAAUGUACCAUCUGCAGGAUACUUUUACUGUAUGAAAAAGGAACAAAAAAACACAGUGGAAGAUAGCGAACAUUUUUCUGACUAUGAACAAGUUUGACAACAUCUCAACCAAUGGGCAUUCUCCCUCUAUACAAUUCAAAUACACAUUCCAAUGUUAUAAACAUCCUUGCCAAGUAUUAUGACUGCUCUAAUAUUGUGUAAUCUUUCACUUGUUUUGCAUAUCCUGCUCAAACAUUUCUUUUCAUAACCUGUGUCCAAUAGAGGUCCGAAAAUGAUGAGCCUUUGGGUGGCUCUAAUUGCACUAAAGCCUUUGAAUGUUCCGUGUAUCCUGGAACAGUUAACCAGCCUUGUCUAAGAAAUCUUAUAUUUGCACUUCUACCAUGCAACAGGCUGUUUGUUUUUCAGUGUUUGAUAACACUGUUUGCCUGCCCUUUUGUAUUUGCACAAAUUUGCUACUCAGCAGCAGUUACGUUUUUUUUCUGAUUUUGCAGCGUUUUUGGAGUCAUAGCAGACAUCCCAGGUAUGGCCAGAUUCAUUUAAAGGACCAGUAACACCAUACAAAAAAACACUAAGGGCAUAUUUAUUAUACAGGUAUGGGACCU
Messenger RNA from Xenopus laevis (African clawed frog), 1367 nucleotides. Its product is annotated as insulin-like growth factor I-A. Lineage: Eukaryota; Metazoa; Chordata; Amphibia; Anura; Pipidae. The transcript has 4 exons. The coding region runs from base 277 to 738 and encodes 153 amino acids. The record is from RefSeq and is a predicted model, not a curated record.